GAUGCAAACAAAUAUUUGUGUCGCAGUUUCCGUGGAAGACAAAGAAUUAAGAACCUUUAUCACAACUAUGCCCUCGGACCUAAGGAGAGCAAGCAUCUCCACAAGGGGUGCCUCCACGCAGUGACUGCGACAUGAAGACCUUUCUCCAGGCUCUCAGCAUAGGCUGUCUGCUCGCUGCUUCAGCGACUGCCGGGUCCAACGCAUCAGCACUCAUUCCAUUUCUACCUGUUGAUGAUGGCGGCAUUACUUUCACAGAUUACCAGAAUGUGAACUUCCGAUUUGCAGCGAAAGCAGCAUCCACGAACUACAUACCAUUCGUGGAUACCGGUAGCACUGGAAUGGUAAUCUCAGCGGCAGACAUCCCUGAAUGGACCGCAGAAGAAGCCGAACGCUAUCCUCAAGGCUGGGAGUACCUCUCCAGCAGCAAAAAGCUGUAUAACGGGAAUUGGAUUCCCAAAGACGUCUACUUCAACUUUGGUGAUCCGAAUCAUGAAUUGAUUCAUGCUCAAGUUCCAGUGCUUUGUGUGACUUCAGUCACCGUUUGCAAUGGUGCGAAAUAUAAUGCAACCAUCAACAAAGGGUCUUGUCCUAAGAAUCCAGAUGGAACUCUACCACCAAUAACUUAUUCCCCAAAACGCAUCAGGAUUAUGGGUGUUGGUUUCGACAGACAAGGAGAUGGGAUGCCACAGGGAACUCCAGACAAGAAUCCUUUCAUAAACAUCGUUUCCAUUGGCGGCACAUUGUCAAAAGACUUCAGAGCAGGCUACAUCAUCACGAAAAAGGGUAUCACCAUUGGACUUACAGAGGCAAACAUGGACGGCAUGCAGUAUGUCCAACUUCCUAAGAUCCAUUCUACAGUCCCGCGGAGUCCAUACGAUUGGGGAGCAAUACCUGCUUGCAUGUCCGUGGACAGCGCGCCAUGUUCAAUGGGCACAGCACUUCUUGAUACUGGUUUGAAUAACUCGUACAUCACACUUCCAUCCAACGCCUCAGUUUCGACGUCUCCAAAUACAACUUUGCUUGUUGAGGGUUCAAGAGUGAAGGUUGAUUUCGGGGUGGCUACUGAUGAUUUUAUUGUGGGAGUGAAUGUGAAGCGUGGAGUUACUCCUACGAAGGUGUCUGUGACUUUGAGUGAUGCUAGAGUUCCGUUUAUCAAUACAGGACGACAUGUAUAUCGGGCUUUGGAGGUAGCAUUUGAUGCUGUGGGAGGAAGGGUGGGCUUUAGACGUGUAUCAUGAUCAGUCCAUCCGUGAGAAUUGCUCUCAAUGGCAACCUUUUUACUUUACAACGUCAUCAAUGAGUUAAAUGUGUCAUAACAAC
This is a messenger RNA of Mollisia scopiformis, 1320 nucleotides long. RefSeq lists its product as uncharacterized. The record is from RefSeq and is a predicted model, not a curated record. Bases 132 to 1238 code for a protein of 368 amino acids. NCBI's taxonomy places the organism in Eukaryota, Fungi, Ascomycota, Leotiomycetes, Helotiales, Mollisiaceae. The transcript has a single exon.